Trichomonas vaginalis G3 is the source of this 2670-nucleotide messenger RNA. RefSeq names its product ankyrin repeat-containing protein DDB G0279043 family. Lineage: Eukaryota; Parabasalia; Trichomonadida; Trichomonadidae. Gene Ontology annotation, cellular component: nucleus; cytoplasm. The coding region runs from base 1 to 2670 and encodes 889 amino acids. Gene Ontology annotation, molecular function: protein binding. The record is from RefSeq and is a predicted model, not a curated record. The transcript has a single exon.
AUGUUUUAUGAAAAGAUUCCUCAGACACCAUCAAGUAAGACAUUGUCCAUAUUUCAAUACUUCCUAAGAAAAGAAUUUAACAUUGAUAUUAAUGAACAAAAUAACCCAAAGCUUAAAUUUUACGAAAUGGAAAAUUAUUCUAGUGAAGUUCACUUAGAAAACACAAUUUACAGGGCAAUUAUGGAUGAUAACAAAGAAUUAUUUAUAGUAUUUAUAGAGAAUGAAAGAUUUGAUAAAAAUCAAAAACUUAAAAGUGAUUUUUAUCCUGAAUCAGAAGAAGGAUAUUCAUUACUUGAAUUAUGUUGUUAUCAUGGAGCUGUUGAUUGUUUCAAGCUAUUAAUGUCAAAAUUCAAAUCAGAAAUCACCCCAAAAUGCCUAGAAUUUUCAUUUUUAGGGGGAAAUCCUGAAAUUAUGGAUGAAUGUUUGAAAGAACAAAAACCAAAUAAAGAAUGCAUGAAGUAUGCCAUUGCAUCGCACAACAUUGAUUUUAUCUCUUUUUUAGUGAAGCAAUAUGAAUUAGAAAUAGAAUGUGAUGCAUGUCCAAAUUUUUAUAACCUUCAAGCAUUAUUUGUUUAUUGUGAUCAAAAAAAUCUUGUUAACAAAUGCUUUGUCUUAUCUCCGUUAUUUAAUAUUACAUCACUUUGUGAAUAUUUUCUUGGACUUGGAGCUGAUAUCAAUGCGAAGAACGAGGAUGUCUACACUGCACUUCACACAGCAGCUAUUAAAAACAGCAAGGAAAUGGUUCAACACUUAAUUUCACUUGGCGCAGAUGUAACAUUAAAAAAUAGGGAUGGAUGCACACCACUUCAUUUAGCCGCCGCAUUUAAUACUAUUGAUGUUGUAAGACAACUUAUUUCAAAUGGAGCAGACAUAAAAGCAAAAGAUAAUUUUGGUCAAUCAAUUCUUUUUAGUGCUGCAGAAAAUAAUGAUAUCGAGGUCUUUAAACUUAUUUAUUCCUAUGGCUUUUAUAUCAAUGAAAGAAACAUAUAUGGAGUUACUAUUUUUGAUUAUGUAUCGCUUAAAUGUCGCAAAGAAUUAAUUGAAUUUCUUAUUACCCAUGGAGUGGAUGUUAACACAAAAGACAAGGAAGGGAAAACUCCACUCCAUCGUGCUGCAUUUUGUAAUCGAAAAGAUAUAAUGGAAUUAUUAAUUGCCCAUGGUGCUGAUAUAAAUACAACAUAUAAUGACGGAGCAACAAUUCUUCAUUCUUGUGCAAGUUUAUAUAAUAACAAUACAGAUAUAGCAGAAAUUCUAAUUGCAUUAGGUGCAAACAUCAAUGCAAAAGAUACAUUUGGUAACACUCCUUUAUUCUAUGCAGUGAAAUUAAAUUGUAAAACAAUUGCAGAGUUUCUUAUUUUACAUGGCGCUGAGAUUGAUUCCAGAGAUCAAAGUUUGCAAACACCUCUACAUUUUGCAGCAAGCAAAAAUGCAACCGAAUUAGCAUCAGUCCUUAUUUCUAACGGAGCCGACAUAAAUGCAAAAGAGAAAAAUGGAAAGACUCCUCUUAUAUUUUCAGUACAUAAGAAUAAUCAAGAAAUGGUAGAAUUACUUAUAACGAAUGGUGCAGAUCCAAAUUGUAAAGAAGAAGAAUGGGAAUUAUCUGCUUUUCAUAUUUCAGUCCGGAAUAAUCAAAAAGAAAUUUCACGAAUCCUUCUUUUUAAUGGCGCAGAUAUUAAUGCAAGAGAAAGUUGUGGAAAGACAGCCUUGCAUUAUUCGGUAAUCAAAAAUAAUCUAGAAAUGACAGAGUUCAUUAUUAUAAAUGGUGCAGAUGUUAAUAUCAGAGAUAAAGAUGGAAAAUCUGCUCUACAUUAUGCAAUACAAUACAAUUGCAAUAAUAUUGCAGUACUACUUAUCUCACAUGGUGCAGAUGUCAAUGCCAAAGAUAACGAAGAAAAAUCUAUCCUUCAUUAUGCAGCUUUUCUAAACCAGACAGAAUUAGCAGAGAUUCUUAUUUCAUAUGGUGCUGAUAUCAAUGCAAGGGAUUAUGAUGGACAAACCCCUCUUCAGUAUUCAAUAAUCCAAAAAUCUAACGUUACGGCUAGGUUACUUAUUUCUAAAGGUGCUGAUAUUAAUACAAAAACGAAUUCGGAACUCACAGCCCUUCACCUUGCUAUUCAAGAAAAUAACAAAGAAUUAGCAGAAGUGCUUAUAUCCAAUGGUGCAGAUAUCAAUGCAAAAAGCAAUAUAGGAUAUACUCCUCUUCAUACUGCCGCUGAAAAUAAUUUCAGAAUAAUAGCAGAGUAUCUCAUUUUACAUGGAGCAGAUAUUAAGGAAAUCGAGAAAAAUGGACGAACUGCCUUUAUUAUCGCCACAGCAUUUAAUAGUAAAGAAACAGCAAAACUUCUUGUUUCAUAUGGUUCAGAUAUUAAUUCAAAAGAUAUUCAUGGAUUUACUUCUUUUCAUGUUGCAACAUGUAUGAAUAAUAUCGAGCUGAUACAAUUUUUUAUUUCAAAUGGAGUAAAUAUCAAUGAAAAAACUAACAAUGGGGAAACAGCUCUUCAUUUUGCAUCAUUAAAGAAUUUUAAAGAAUUGGCAGAUCUUCUUAUCUCAAAUGGGGCAGAUAUAAAUUCAAAAGACAAUGAAGGUAACACACCUCUAAGAUGUGCUCAAAGAAAUAAUAAUAGAAGAAUAGUGGAACUUCUUAUUUCUCAUGGAGCAUAUGAUAGUUAA